This is a messenger RNA of Closterium sp. NIES-65, 2568 nucleotides long. The record is from the annotation of a GenBank genome assembly. NCBI's taxonomy places the organism in Eukaryota, Viridiplantae, Streptophyta, Zygnematophyceae, Desmidiales, Closteriaceae.
AUGGGCGGAAGGGGCGGGCUACGACCGCAGCGGAUGAAAAACGGGCCAGACGGGGGGAGCGCGUCAUUGCGCAUGCCCCCGCGGCCCCCCGGCGCGAACCCCGCGCCGUAUGCGGGGCCGAACCCCCCCGUCGACAGCCCGAUGGCCCGCCAGCAACACCGGCGAGGCGCGUCGUUCGACUCGCGCGUGGUUACGGAGUCGUUGAGUGGCCCGCCCGCAUUUCCCUCCCCCCCCUCCUCCUCCUCGUCAGGCGCGGUGACGUCAGGGGGUUCUGCUUCCGCGCAUGUGCUUUCGCAGUCGCGCUCGGCGAAUCUGUCCCGCACGCCGGUCUCCGGUGGUGCGCCGACCAGGGAUCCGCGCGCCUCAGCAGGAAGCAGCGGCCUUGCGGGGAACGCGGGACGCGCCGGCGGUGGCGAUGGUAACGUCGCGGUUAGCAGCGGUGCUAAUAGUGCUGGAAGCGGUGCUGCUUUUAACGCAAUUACGGGAGGCGGAGGCGGCACGAGGGGUCCGACGGGGUCGCAGGCUGGGUCGCAGGCUAGGUCGCAUUUGUCACAGGCAGGGUCGCAAGCUGGGUCGCGGCCGUGGCACCGCCGGUCGCUGUCGACGCCCGUAGAAGAUUUCGCGCCGCAAGUCGCCUCCCCCACCGCCAGGCCGUUGCCGUUUGGCAGAGGGGGAGCAGGGAGGGCAGGGGGGUCCGAGGGGGCAGGGGGGUUGGGGGGGUUAGGGGGGGUCGGGCGAGUAGGGGGAGGACCAGGAGCAGCGAUAUCCGCUCGCUCUCCGCCCCAGGCUCCAAGUUCCGGUAUGGGCGUGAGCAUGGGCAUGGGCAGCGGCAGAUUAGAUGCGCGGGUAGCAGCAGGAGCAAGGGGGGAAGCUCGCGGCAACAGCAACGCCAGCUUCAGCGGCAGUGGCGAUGAAGAGGACGAGGACGAGGACGAUGAUAGCAAUGAGCCGGUGGCAGUUCCAGCGAGGGCUGAUGACGCGGAAGGUGGGCAGGCGGAGUGGGGUUCCGCCUCUGGCGCGCAGGGCGGUGGGGGAAUGCCAGGGGGGAUGGGCGGAGGCAGGGGCGCGGCAGGGGGGAGAGUGCUCGGGGGAGCAGCGGGGAAAUCGCGGUUUUUAAGCGUGCAGGAGACGAGACGAGGGGAGAGUGCGCUUAGCAGGUUGGGAGGGGGCAUUGGAGGGAGCGUGAGGGAAGUGCGUGACUAUAAUGAAGGGUCGGAAUGGAUGGGCGGGGAGUUGAGACGGCCUGCUGUGGCGCCAGUGCAAGGGAGUGGGGUGCGGAACGGCGAGGGGCGCGGGGGCAGGGCGGAGGAGUAUGAAAUAGAGGGCGGCGGCAGCGGUCGUGGUAGUAUGAGCGGCGCUGAUGGCGAUGAUUUUGAUGAUGAUGAUGGGAUGAGAGACAUGGUAGACGCGUUGUAUGAAGACCUGGAUAGGUUGAGACGGGGGGCAGGUGGUGGGAGGGGGAAUGGGAGCGAGAGCGAGGAGGACGCAGAGGAGGGGGAGGGGGGGGGAGAAGACGGGGAGAGGGGGCGGGGGUGGGAGCGCAGGAGAGGAGGGGGCAGCAGGGACGCGAGUCCUGGGAGCUCUCGGUCGCGAGGCAGUGAGAGUGGCAGUGGGAGUGAUGGCGAGCACAGCAGAGUGAGCUUCAGUGGGAGCGAGGAGAGCGAGAGAGAGAGGCGGAAUAGCAAUGGCAAUGGCGUGCACAGGGAAGGGCCAGUGCCUGUGGCAACGGCAGCAAGAGGAGCAGGGGGAGGGAGAGGCGGAGGGGCGGCAGGAGGAAUGGGAAUGGGCAACAGUGGGCGGGGAGGAGGCAUGGGCAGGGGGGUGGGAGGAGGGAGAUCAGGUGGGAGCGGAAUUGCAGCAGCAGGUAUGGGUGGGGCGCCGAACCUGGGUGGUAGGGGCGGGAGAGGUCCGGGCGUGGUUCGUGGCGUGGCCGGUGGCAUGGCACGGGGCGGCAUGGGCGGCAGAGGGGCCAUGGGCGGGCGGCACAGGCGAACGAGCUCGGAGUCGCAGGCAGCAGCAGCGUUCUACAGCGCACCAGGAGAUGACUUCUUCUGGAGCGGUGGGGGUGACACUGGUGCGUCCCCUGUGAGGCAGGGCGGGCAGCGGGCACUGGGGAAGCCGGGGCAGGGGCAAGGGCAGCAACGGCAGGAGGGCGUGGGGACAGGAAGGAGUUUGCAGAGAGUUGGGGGAGAGGGAGGGAGGGGCGGAGUUGACGUGGGGAGGGGGAGGAUGCAGGGUGCAGGUGGGCGUGGUGGCGCUGCUGGCGCUGGUUCCAGUGGGAGGGGUGCGGUUGGGCCAGGUGGGAGAGGGCAGGGGGGGGUGGGGAGAGGUGCAGGGGGUGUUGGCAGGGGUGGUGGCAGCUCUGUUAGAGCCCAGCAGCAGCAGCGACAGCAGCAGGGGCAGCCGGAGCAAGAGCAAGAGCAGGGGCAGUGGGGGGAGCAGGCAGAGGAGUGUGAGCCGCCGGAGCUGCAGAGGGAGCUGACGUUCCGAGUGAACCUGGAGGAGCCGGUGGUUGAGAAAGAACCCGCGCUGGAGCGCGAACUCACCUUCCGCAUGGGCGCCAGUUGA